Molecule: messenger RNA, 1305 nt
Organism: Schizosaccharomyces osmophilus
Lineage: Eukaryota; Fungi; Ascomycota; Schizosaccharomycetes; Schizosaccharomycetales; Schizosaccharomycetaceae
Gene: itt1
Product: ubiquitin-protein ligase E3 involved in cytoplasmic translational termination
Exons: 1
Coding region: 1-1305 (434 amino acids)
Biological process (GO): ubiquitin-dependent protein catabolic process; positive regulation of proteasomal ubiquitin-dependent protein catabolic process; protein polyubiquitination
Cellular component (GO): ubiquitin ligase complex; cytoplasm
Molecular function (GO): ubiquitin conjugating enzyme binding; zinc ion binding; ubiquitin protein ligase activity
Source: RefSeq, a predicted model, not a curated record
AUGAUUAAGGAAACAUUCAUUGACGAAAAUAGGGAGUUAAUUUCAGAUGAAUUGGUUGCUCUACAGUCCAUUUAUCCUGAACUUGAACUGGAUGGCAACAAUUGUGGUCGCGUUUCCAUCCCCGUGUCAACAGAAGACACUUUCUAUUUGUCUUUUCCGGACUUACAGACGAAUAGAUUAGAUACUAUAGCGGUGAAACAUUUUCCUGCUAUAGAAUUAGAGUUUUUUCUUCGGCAAGGAUAUCCUCAAAAGUCGCCGCCGGUUUUCUUUGUAAAGUCAUCAUGGCUUCCUAUGAAACAACAGCGUGCUUUAACAUCCUCUAUGGUGGCAUUGUGGAAUGAGAUUCAUGACUGUGUUUUGUUUGAUGCGAUUGAACUUUUGCGCUCUGAUGCAUCAUCGGCAUUUCAAUGUCCGAAGGAGAUGGUCUUUCCAUCAGGCUCAGAGAACUUGAAACAAGAAUUCCUUGCAACAGAUAAGCAUGCGACUUUAACGGAGUUUGAGAGUCGUAAAUUUGUGUGCUUGAUUUGUUUUGAUCAAUUCAACGGCAAAGAUUGCUUUCAGCUAUCUCGGUGUGGUCAUGUAUGCUGUAAGCAAUGCCUUACCGAUUAUUAUUCUGUUUGCGUUGAAGAAGGGAUGUUUUCUCAGUUAAAGUGUGUCGAUUUGGAGUGUGCUAAAACUGCUCCUAUUCUGUCACUCGAGGAAAUGGAAAUGAUAGUAGGUAUGGAAUUGACAAAGAGAUUCCAGGAAUUAGACGAAAAGCGGAGGUAUGAAAAUGAUACAAAUAUUGUAUUUUGUCCACGUAAAUCAUGUCAAGGCCCGGCAAGACGAGAUCCGGGUCAAAAACUUGCAAUCUGUCUCAAGUGUGAUUUUGCUUUUUGUUCCUUUUGUCAAGCAUCAUGGCAUGGCGACUUGUCUGCUUGUAGACUUCAGGGUGAUUCUAAAAAAUUAGUGAAAAUGUAUUUGGAGCAUCUUGAAACAGACAAAGACAAGGCUGAAGAGCUUGAAAAACGGUAUGGUAAACGCAUUCUGGACAAGCUCGUCGAGCAAGUUAAGAACGAUGAAGAAGCUGAACGUUGGGCUCUUUUGAACGGUCAGCGUUGCCCUACUUGCGAUCGGGUAGUUGAGAGAAUUGAUGGAUGCUGUCACAUGAUUUGUCUUUGCGGGUCUCAUUUUUGCUUUCUCUGUGGUGCUUAUCUCAUGAUAGCAAAUCCUUAUAUACACUUCAAUGACCCUAGUAGUACGUGUUAUGCGAUGUUGUUUGCUUCUCCAGAAGAAAAACAACGCUUUUCAGAAAACUGGUUAUGA